Molecule: messenger RNA, 6383 nt
Organism: Loxodonta africana (African savanna elephant)
Lineage: Eukaryota; Metazoa; Chordata; Mammalia; Proboscidea; Elephantidae
Gene: CDC42EP3
Product: CDC42 effector protein 3
Exons: 2
Coding region: 828-1592 (254 amino acids)
Biological process (GO): positive regulation of pseudopodium assembly; positive regulation of actin filament polymerization; regulation of cell shape
Cellular component (GO): cytoplasm; membrane
Molecular function (GO): small GTPase binding
Source: RefSeq, a predicted model, not a curated record
AGGACUGUUGAUGAAGACACGAAGGAGGACUAAUUUAAUAUUUCUGCUCGGAGCCCAGACAGUACAGUGGUGCUGAGGCUGGUGCUAGGACAAAGGGCGUACAGAUAGGUGCUGAGGCCGAGUGAAAAGUGACCAGAAGCUAGGAUGCCCUUAAGGGAUAUGACCACCAAGCAGGAAAGGGGAAAUCAGGCAGAGGCUCACUUCCUGAAAGUAGAAGACAGGGAGAACCCAGCAGGUUUCUCAGGACAGUAAUACCCCUCCCUUAUCCCACCUGCCCCUAUUUUUAGGCGUAUGUGUUUUUAAUUAACAUUGUGCAACCUAUUUUGUAGGAUGCAAGAAAUUUUUUACCCUCUCCACUAAGAAUUAAUCUAAGAAUAAUUAGGCAAACCAAACAUUCCUUUCUUAAAAUAAAUGAAGUCUUUUUAUCCCAACCUCUUUGUUCUUUUCGGAGCCCUGGUGGUGCAGUGGUUAAGAGCUUUGCUGCUAACCAGUCAGCAGUUGGAACCCACUGCUGCUCUUUGGAAACUCUAUGGAGCAGUUCUAUUCUGUCCUAUAGGGUUGCUACGAGUUAGAAUCGACUCGACAGCAACAGGUUUUUCCAUGGUGCAGAAAGGAUCAGAUGGUGUGACUGGCUGUCUUGGAAGCCUCACUUGGCCGUAACUCAAGGAAGUCUCUCCGACCCCAUCUUGUUUCAGAGUUGCUUCUUAAGCUCCUUGAAGAAAAUGAUGUGACUGUUCAUAUCAGAAAGGAUUUUUCAGAAACAUAUCACAUCUGUGAAGAAAGUGAUCCUUUUCCCUUCUGCAAAAUAAACAUUCUCAAAUUCCAAAAUGCCAGCCAAGACCCCAAUUUACCUAAAAGCUGCCAAUAACAAGAAGGGAAAGAAAUUUAAACUAAGGGACAUUCUGUCUCCUGAUAUGAUUAGUCCUCCCCUUGGAGACUUUCGCCACACCAUUCACAUUGGCAAAGAGGGCCAGCAUGACGUUUUUGGGGACAUUUCCUUUCUUCAAGGCAAUUAUGAGCUUUUACCUGGAAACCAGGAGAAAGCACGCAUGGGCCAGUUCCCUGGGCAUAACGAGUUUUUCCGAGCCAACAGCACCUCUGACUCUGUGUUCACAGAAACGCCCUCCCCAGUGCUCAAAAACGCCAUCUCCCUCCCAACCAUUGGAGGGUCCCAAGCGCUCAUUCUACCCUUAUUGUCACCAGUGACAUUUAAUUCCAAGCAGGAGUCCUUUGGCCCAGCAAAGCUGCCCAGGCUCAGCUGUGAGCCUGUUGUGGAGGAAAAGGCUCAGAAGAAAAGCAGUCUGCUGGAGAACGGGCCAGUCCACCAGGGAGACGCCUCGUGGGGCUCCAGUGGUUCCGCGUCUCAGUCCAGUCAGGGCAGGGACAGCCACUCAUCCAGCCUCUCCGAACAGUACCCCGACUGGCCCACCGAGGACCUGUUUGACCAGCCAGCCCCAUGUGAGCUCAUCAAGGAAAAGACAAAAUCGGAGGAGUCCCUCUCGGAUCUGACCGGCUCCCUCCUCUCCCUGCAGCUUGACCUGGGGCCCUCACUUUUGGAUGAGGUGCUGAAUGUCAUGGAUAAAAACAAGUAACAGGACACCAGCCCUUUUCCUCUGGGGCGAAAGGUACUGAAGAGCCAAAACUAACCACAGUUGCAGAGGAGAGCUUCGCUGGCUAUAUCUGCAGUUGUGCCAUGGGUUUUCUAAAAUAACGUUCCUAGGAGAUAUUUUUUUACCUAUCGUGUUAUGUCCUGUUUGCAAAAAGUUUUAAAAAGGAAAAAAACUAUCCUGGCAAAAAGAGGAAAUGAGUCAGCCAGAGCCCAUUUUCGGUGGGCAUUGCCGACGUUCAGCUCACAUUGUCUUUGCAGAUGUGUAAGUAAGGAACCUGGCUUGGCUGGGAUUGGCACUUAGGAAGGGCUGGGCGAGGCACGGGAAGGAACUGUACAGUACUGCAGCAUUUUCUGAGCAAGAGGAAGUCAAAACUAUCUAACACCUAAGCAUUUUUUCUAGACUCUUUUCUAUAUUAUAUCGUUUGGGCUCAGCAUAGCGAAUUCUCCAGUGUUAAAACUUUUCUCUGUUUUCACUUUGAAUAAUUUUAUGGUUUGGGGGAUUUUCUUGUAGUUCUUAUAUAUCCUUAUAUAUUAUAGCUAUAUCGCAAAAUUUUGACCGUCAGCUACGUGUUGGUAAGACACAAGCAAAGUAUUACUGUAACUAAGUUAUUUUUAAAGUUAAAAUAUAUUUUUAUGUGCCUUUGGCUUUUUAUUGCAGAGUCUACAUUUUACAGAUAUUGCAUCCAAUGCCAUUUGAUUUGUUUCCAUUGGGGUUCCAUUGUAAGCUGUGUGUGUACGUGUUUGGAAAAAUGUAUUCAUACUUAGCAUUAUUUUUUUUUCACCUGUUGUCAUACUUCUCACAGCAGCCAACAAUGGAUUGUAAAGUAUGAAGGCACAGGUUACUCACGAUGCUUCUGCAGAGACUGUGGGUUUCACCACAUAAUGUAUUUGGAAAUAGGGGUAUUUUAGUACAGUACAUUCUUGCAUUACAUAGGUACUUCAUACAACACAAUAAAGAGUAAAUGUUGAAUCGAAGUUGCUUAUUUAUACAGAAGAGUGUAAUAGAAGAUUUCUGUAAGUCUAGGGCUAGAAAAAUUGCUUCUCUAAAAUGUGGGUGAGACUUUAAAACAAGGUAAGAUAUGGUUUCCAUCCACUCUAAUUUUCCUUAUUUCCUGAAGAUUCGAGAUUGCAGAAAUGGGGCCCUUCAAGUUUAGGAAAAAUGUACAUCUGAGACCAGAAGUUUUUUUAGAGCCAACACUGAUGCCAACCUCUCAAGGUUUACUUCUGUGACUCUCCUCCCUUCGCUAACACUGAUACAGCCAACACUUGUGACCCCAGUCCCAUCCCUGCAGGACAGAUGUUUGAUACCUUACAGAUGAGGUUAAGGAGGCUAAAAGGGCAGUAGACAGCACUUAAAAAAUCAAACCCAGUUGCCGUUGAGUUGACGUGUGUCAGAGCAGAACUGUGUCCCGGAGGGUUUUCAGUGGCUGGGUUUUUGGAAGUACAUGACCAGACCUUGCUUCUGCAGCAUCUCUGCAUGGACUUGAACCUCCCACACUUCAGUUAGCAGCUGCGUGCACUAGCCAUUUGUACCACCCAGGGACUCCAGAGAGCGCUUGCCCCCUCCUUCCCUCCCCCACAAGGACCCAGAGAUUCUCUAAGGAUGUUGGUUAAGGAAACAGGAACAGGAAAUGUACACACUGAUUCCUGUGCCUUUGUCAACCACCUCUUCCCCGACCAGGGAAAAACACCUGCACGCAAUAACUGCCAACUCUGUCUUUCAAACUUUGAUUUCUCCUUGAAAUGUAUCUCAAAAAUGACCUCACCAUUCACUUCAGAGGUUCUCUCACCGCUUUUGGAGUUGUUUGCAAUUCUGCCACCUGAUCAUCUGAAAUAACCUUUGAACUGCAGGUGAAAUGCAGUUAGGGUGACUAACCAAUUAGAAGAGUUCCCUUAGAGCAUUGAGUGUUACUCCACAAUUUUCCAGUUGGGUUUCUUUAUCCCAUAACUUUCUAGUGUUUUUUUCAACAACACCCUACUCAGAGUUCACAGUUCCAAUAGAGACUCCCCAGCUUCUUCUCAGUCUCGUUACUGAGGACGAGUUCAUUUAUCUCAUAAUUUUUAGCCAGUUUUAGCUACUCUUUCAAAACCUUCCUCCAUCUUAAUUAUUAUCGAUCAUAUUAAAUCUCUCAUUUUACUCUUCAUUUGUAGUGUAACCUCAAGGAAAAGAUGAAACAAAUAGGCUAGAUGAUGAAGACUGUCAGUGUGUAUUUCAUCUGCUCACAGGUCUGGAGACAGUUAUGGAGGUGCAAGUAAGACAGAGUUGUGUUUGUUAAUCAAAUAAUGCACCCUGCAUGUAUUUAGCCAUGUUGCUCUUUCCCAGCCCUUUCACAUACCCUCUCCCCCAUCAGUUUAGGUAUAAUUGAGUUGACAACAAACAUGCCCCUACUGGAGAAAGGAAACAAAGCCACAUCCGGUUUAUAAACUAUUUGUUGAGUCAUUUCUCCCUUGGCAGCCCUUCUAAUGUCUGGUCCCUUCUCCAGGGAGCAGGUGCAGAGCUGCUGGUGUUUUUCCUGCAGAGAAACACUUUAGAAUUGCACCUGCUGAGAGCUGAAUCCAUGUUCUCUCCAGCCCCAUGAACACUCUCCCACUUUUAACCUAAGUCAUCUUCACUUGUUUAUAGUCGAGAAAACCCAAGAUGCACUUUACCUGCAAGUUCAAAGAGAAUGGAAACCACCAGAAGAGAUCCAGCUGUUUUUUAAGUAGAGGUGCUUAUUGUAUCAGGCAAGGUUAUUAGUGAUCUUCUCCCUGGGUGGCCAGACCUAACAAAGGACAAGAUAAUUUCUGCCUAAAAUUACCUGCUUAAAAUAUCAAAAUAUUAGAGUUACUUAGCACUUCACAAAUAUAAAGUCUUAAAUGACGUUUUAGUGAGCCAAAAUCAACAUCUAAACACUAAAGGCUAAAGUGAUUGAACAGAAAACAGAACCUGGGUUUCCAGAAUCAUGGUCUAGUUCUGUUUUUAGAUUACUGCAAACCACCAUUUUUUUUCAAAGCUCCCUUCAAACAGUUGAAUUCAUGAAAUGGAGGAAAUCCAUGAAUCCAUGAGUUAACAAUGGGUUCAAGCAUAAUAACAAUUGUGAAGAUGGCACAGGACCAAGCAGUGUUUCAUUCUGUUGUACAUAGGGUCACUGUAAGAACCAACUCGUUGGCACCUAACAACAACAACAUGAAUUAACUUGAUAAAUACUUAGAGCAUACAAAAGAAAAAUUAUACAUUAGGUGAUGAUUCUGAUCCUCCUAGUAUGGAGCCUGGUAAGACUGAAGCAUUUUACUAUAAAUAUAGAAAGACAAGAGGAUGAGCCAACACGAUGAUCUCUCUCCAAUAAGGCUUUCUUCUUUGGAAAUUCUGUUAUCAACCUAGUCCCAAAUUUAGCAGUACUAUAUUUUUUUUCUAUUGAACAAAAUUCUUGGACUUUAGAUUCAAACCACAGAUCUUUUGGUUAGCAGCCAAGCUCUUAACCACUGUGCCACCAGGGCUCCGGUUUAAUGUCCAGACUAACAGAAAUGAUUGACUUCUUAAACAAGUCAGUGAGCCAUAUAAAUAGGGUUAUUGGGUACUACCCUUAGGUCCCCAUCCAAACUCCAACAAAAUAAGAAUAGUUUCCAGAUGUCAAUGGUAAGUCACCAUUAAUCCAAACAGGGAGCCUUCUAGUUUGUCUGUCUGCAUGCGCCUCAAGGAAGUCAUGGUACUCAAAACUGGCAUUCACUCAUUAGCUUAUUGGUUCUGGCUGUACAAUUCAUUUAUCUUCCAAAGAAGAAGAUGGUCUCCCUGGUAUAUUUUGUGACAUGCCUGUUUCAUCUGACUGUACCUAGAACGCCACUUGCUGUAUUCCAGUGGUAUACCAUUUUACCUGGUGAGCCUUCCAUCUGAGGAUAUCUAAUUUUCAUCUUAUUCUUAGAGCAAGUGCUCAUUAAGUAUAUCUAAAUAUUUCUCACUUGGGUUGUCAAGGAGUCAUGAUUCGUGGUAAAGAUGCUACAGAGAAUAUCGUGUAAAAGAAUGGAAACUGCCUGUUUUAUGAAGUUAUGUAUAACACAAUGAAAUCUGUUUUACAACUAUUACGCUGCAGUUAAUUAUCUUCCAUUUUUACUUUCAAAAAUCUGAUACUGAUGUCAGUUUCAUUGGCUUCCAAAGAGUGGUUAAUAAGCUUUAUCCUUUAAAGGUCAACCAGAUUUCCUCCAUGGAAAGCAGAUUGACAUGGGUGAUAGAAACAUCUGCUCAAAGCACAGCUAUUAUACAAAGUAGAAUAAUUAUUACAGAGACUCAUCACACAAGCAGAGAUGUCUGCCAUACAUCAAAAUUAUCAAAGCUGAAUAAGUGAAGUGGGUAUUAUGUUCACCAUAAAAUGGUUGUUGAAGUAUGGCAUAAUGCAUGCAUGGGAUUCAUUACCAAAAGGAUCACUGGAAAAAAAAAGAGCUUUGUAUUUUGAGAAUUGAUUCAUGGGAGAGAAGGACCUAAAAGGGGGUCUUGAGGGACUGAGAAGAUUUGUUUAGGGGUAGGGGGCAUUUUAGGGAGGAAGAAGGUUGAGUAGAUAAAAGGAUACACACUAUCCUAGUAAUCUACUCAAAACAGUUCAGGAACAAAGAUUGUAGAAAAUGUCAGUUAUAGAGCUGCAAAAUUUGGGCCCAAGGCCCUUCUGGUGGAGGAAGAAAAAGUUGGGUAAUCCGAGCUGCUGAACAGGUGCUUCCCAAGAUUGAAAUUUUAUAUAAGUGGCUGCCAUCUUGUGACAGCUCACAUCCAGUUGAUAGUGACCACUCCAACCUCAAGGCCAGGUUA